Messenger RNA from Ogataea polymorpha, 787 nucleotides. RefSeq lists its product as uncharacterized. The transcript has a single exon. Gene Ontology annotation, cellular component: intracellular membrane-bounded organelle. The record is from RefSeq and is a predicted model, not a curated record. Lineage: Eukaryota; Fungi; Ascomycota; Pichiomycetes; Pichiales; Pichiaceae. The coding region runs from base 1 to 519 and encodes 172 amino acids. Gene Ontology annotation, biological process: vacuolar protein processing.
AUGGCUGGAGCUUCCGACAAAAAGCAGGCCGCGGCCAAUUCUUCUAUCUUGAAGCAGCUGCAUCUUGCCUCUGUCGUGGUGAACGUGGUGGCUCUACUUGCGCUUUUUGUUUUGCACAGGCCCGCAGCUAAAAAAUACUACUUUAUAUUCAGUCUCCCGGGCUUGGGCUGUCAGUAUGUGCUCGAAAAGGUGGGCAGGCCCAAAUACCACAUGAAUCCUCAGGGAUACAGCGUUCUAUCUUCUGCUGGACAGGAUCUACAACAGCAGGGUCUCACAGAGUACAUGAUCGACAUUGUUUAUUUGACACUGGCAAUUGACGUUUUGAUGGUCCUUUUCGGUUCCAACAAGGCCUGGCUGCUUCUGCUGGCUGUGCCUAGCUACGCUGGAUACAAAUUGAAGGGUUUCAUUUCGCCAUUCUUUGCCCGCAGGCAGAAAGAAGAGCAAAUAGAGACAGAGCCCGUGAAAAGCAAGCGGCAGCAAAAGUUGGAGAGCAGGAAGACCAAGGUCAGAUACAGGUGAGAGGAACACGUGUGAGUGUGGGUCCGAGACCAUCUCAGCAGCACAGCCGUUUAGAUUACAAAUUAUUUAGCGGAAGCCAGGUAAAUGGUGCAAGUGUAGCCAAUGCAAUGCUCUCCAUCACACGCAGUGCACACGAGAUUCGGUUCCGGUGUACAGAUGUGACAAUAUUUUUUCCGGACGUCACGUUACGAGCCCGCAAAGCCCCUUCCGGUGGUCGCGAAUAUUCCAAUCAGCAGGCUCCAGCAGAUCGCCUCCAUCUUGUUGAGUU